Molecule: messenger RNA, 3499 nt
Organism: Varanus komodoensis (Komodo dragon)
Lineage: Eukaryota; Metazoa; Chordata; Lepidosauria; Squamata; Varanidae
Gene: TMEM154
Product: transmembrane protein 154
Exons: 6
Coding region: 77-637 (186 amino acids)
Source: RefSeq, a predicted model, not a curated record
GGAAACAGGAAAUGUGCAUGUUCUGCAAAGCUGAGGAAGAAGUUAAAGAGUAUUGUACCUGACCACAGAGAGUAAAAUGCAGAAACCCAAUUUUCUGUUGUUCUUAUUUCUGUUGCCGAGCGCCUGCUUUGGCACAGCAACUACAACAGCAGAGGGAGAAUCUUCAGGGGGUGGCCCACCAUCAUCUGUUCACACAGUAGCCCCAGAACCCACCAUAUCCACUGCAUUUUGGGCAACUAGUGGCCAACACUUGCAGGAUACCACUAUGCUAGCAAAAACCAACAGCUCUGAAACGGGAGGCCCAACAACACCAGCAAUGGCAGACCAAGGAACUGAAGAUCCACACCCUGCUUUGAUAUAUGGAAUCCCCGUGGUGCUGGUGCUCAUCCUUGUGAUUCUGUUGGCCAUCUUCAUUUCACGACAAUGCAAGCAAAAAGACUCCAAACAAGAUGAACUAGGAAGCGAAAACUGUAAAAGUCCUAUUUUUGAAGAAGACACACCCUCUGUUAUGGAAAUAGAGAUGGAAGAGCUUGAUAAAUGGAUGAAUAGCUUAAAACAAAAUGCUGAAUGUGAAUAUUUGCCUCCUGUGAAAGAAGAAAAAGACUACAACACUAACCCAAGUGAUGGCGAAUCUUGAAGUCAGGAUGGUGUUAUAUGGAUUAAGGAAGAGACACACAGACCUUCCAGUUCAUGAGAAGCUAGGAAAGCUGAAUAUGAAUCUCCUUCGCCUCAAAAAGCCAAGGGUACUAGUGUCAUUGUCCUUUCCUGCCAGUUUUCUUCUAUGUAAUGACAACAUCAACUCUGCAAAACAAAGGUCCUGAAAUUAAUUGUUACUGCUGAGAAAUUCAGAAGGAGUGAGUGGGAAGAGAGCAGAGCAAUCCUUUUCCAGCUAUUUCUCAUUGCAAUUCAUUUGUUCCUUUGAUCAACACACAUGCAUGGGAUAUUUUGCACAUUUGUCCAUUACACAAAUGUUUAUAAGCACAAAGGUCAAUGUGCUUUUGAAUCUGAAUUUCUUUUCUGUGUUUAAAUCUCAGCUCUGAAAUGCAAUUUAUGUCAGUGAAAUUUAAUUUUUUCCCUUGGUAAUGAUGGUGAUUCUUCACACAGAUUUCUACUGAUGAUAGCAGCAGAAUUCACAAUGGUUCUACAAGCCAACGUCACACAAAUAGCAUUUCAAACAACCAGGGGCAGCCAGAGGAUAUAGAACAGGUAGAUAACCAUGAGAGUCUGCAGUGCUGCUACUGUGUUUAUGUGGAUAGCAUCAUUAUAUAGUUUAAGCACUAGAUAGGACUGGACUUAGUUGUAUCUGGGUGGAAUCCAAAUUUCCCACUUGUGCUGUUCUGUUCUUAUUAAGGGAGAGACAGCAAAGUCUUUGUCUACCUACAUGAUCACCAUCUCUUUUCCGUCUUCCAUGAGCUAAAAUUCUGUGUGGACUUCACAGGGCCCAAGUUCCUGUGGCAAGUUUGCCUCUAGAUGUAGAAAUCAGCACGUGCAAACUUGUGUAAAUCCUUGCCCUCUUCCUGGGUGAUGUGUUUCCGUUUUUUGGCCACUCUGCUGGAGGGCCACGCGAUACCCAUUCCUACCCACAUGGGGCCAAGGCUUUCAUUAUUUGCUAAUAAGCUCGGGGUCCCUUUUACAGCAGAAAACCAGAGGCAAGUAAAAGAAGCAGCAGCAAACAACUGGAUUACCAGCUAAGGAUUCUCUUUCCUUUGUCACUGCUCAUUUCCAGUCAAGUCUCCUUUUUCCCAAAUCCACUGCUGAUGCUGCCUCUCUUUCCCCUUAUUCCUUGAAUCCAUGUUUAAGCCUAUUACUAGCACAGUAUUUCCAUAGUCAUAAUAUGACCAGUCAGAAUUAACAACCCUCAGCAGGGGUGAUCUAAAGCAUUCACUUGUAUCCAUGUCCAACGGAUUUGGCUAGUUCCUUGUACUUUUACACACUAGACCAGGUUGUGUUGCCUCCUUAGCUCAUUUAAAGCCACUUUACUUGCUUAGUUGGCUUGCCUCACAUUGUUCAAGAACAGCUUUGACUUACACUCAGCCUAUUUGCAUGUACAUGAACCAAGACUUGUUUUAUUGUCAUGUUAUAAAUCUAGCAAUAUUACAUAAAAGGAUGAUAUGCCACAUCCCUCAUGGCAGGUUACUUUUGCAAUUUCUAAAUAAGUUGCUGCAAAUACAAUGUAGACAGAUAUAUGCUGAUUUUCAACAAAAGCUCCCUGCCCUCUUAGCUUUUAUAUUUAGCAUUUUAGUAAGACUGGACCAGCCAUGACACUAGUUUAGAUCAUGCUGAUCAUGAACCUUGAUAAUGCUGGUCAUAGCUCAACAUUAAGAUUAUUGCUGCUAUCACACUUCUUUAAUCAACAGUUGAUGAGAAUUACAAAGUCAUUAGUUCGAAAUGAAAUGUCCACAGAAAGCACCAACAAAAAUAUAUUUGCCAACAUGCCAUAUCCUAAGUAUUUUCUUACUGGCACAACACAUUUAAAGAUCAGUCCAUGGGAAAUUUUAAAGAAUUACUAAUGUAGAUUCCAAAUACUGUAUGACAGCCUUCCCCAACCUAGUGCUUUCCAGAAUUUUGGAUUUCCGCUCCCAUCAACAGAGGCAAUGGUUAGGAAUGCUGGAAAUUGUAGUCCAAAACAACUGAAGGAUGCCAGGUUUGGAGAGGUUACCCUACAAGCAUGAGAUCUCAGAAUAUCAUUUAUGUAUCUGUAAUGUCAUGUAAGAUUUUUGGCCAAUUUAAUAAAAUAUGUCCUUGGCCAUGUUUUUGUAACAGUCAUUCUGGUUAUUUGCUUGGAUUACUGCAAGUUGAAUUUUUGGACUUAUUAAAGGUUUGGGGUUUGCAUGCAAACAUCUAUGGCUCAGGGGACAGACAGGAUUAUCAUUUCUAAACAUAAUCACUGACACAAAACAUUGUGCUGAAAGCACAUAGAUUUAGCCAUAUUCUGUUUCCAAAAUGUUAUUGCCUCUGUAUAUUCUUUGUGCUACCACUGGAUAUCAGAGAUCAAUGUACAUUUUAUAAUAGGAGUUAUUUAGCUGUUAUUUAUACCUGCAUUACUUAACCUCUACUAUAAUGAAACAUGAUAGCAAAUUGAUUUUAAAAACCAAACCAAGCCAUUAACUAAGAAUGUCCAUGUGUCCAAAAUGGCUAUAGAUGUUUAGCAUGUAGAUGUACCUUAUUAAUUGAAACAUGAUAUUAUCAAAAUAUGUUAUCAGAAUGUCAUGAUGCUAGCAUAGUAUAUUUGUUCUGUAAAUAAUGGUCUGAUUUAAGUGAGUAAUCUCUUUUAUUUCCCUUAGUAUGUCUACUGUAAAGAUAAAUUUGUUACUGAAUGGUUGCAGGUGCAAGAUCCAGAAUACUUGUCCACAUGUUCACAUGGGCAAAAAAGAGCAUCAAGGAUGAUGACAAUGAUGAUACAUUAAAAUAUGGUGCUGAAAAAAAAAGAUCCAUGGGAAAUUGGAGUUCUCAGGGUUUUGUACAUUUGCACAAAAUAUAAUAUAAUAUAAAUGCAUUG